CAAUCACGAAAUUUGAGUCAUAGGGUGGUCUAAGUAUUGGUACAAUUGCCUAGAGCAUGUGAUAUUUGCACGAGGGUUUUGCUGAUACAAGAAGCUUGGAGUGGAUUCUUGCGCCGCCAUUUUGGUUAGCGAGAAAGGAAUUUUCAUUCGCUUCUGGGGUGGCCUAUUUGGUUUUAAAACUGACUGCAAUAUCAUUUCGAAGGAUUAAAACACCUCUGUCUUUUCUUACUGACGUUUUGGUGUGGUUUCGACGAAGAUUCUGCAAGGAAAAUCAACGACGAAAAUUUGGCGUUUUUUGCAUAUAUCAACGUUGGUGUGUUCUUUUGCGAGAUUAGAACACGCACUACCAAGACGUGGCGGUCACGUGCUCAUCGCGCUUAAAAACGUUUUCUCUACUACCCUUGAAUGAACUUUAAAAAGUUUGAAUUUUGGUUGAAUUUCGACAUACAUUUUAUUUUUUUGCUCUAUUUCCCUGUUGUAAGCAGCCGCGAAAAUGCUUUCAACGGGGCCUCGUUGCCAUCGGCAGUCAUUGUGAAGUGAAGUAUGGUAGAUGGCUCAAAUGGCUCCCGCUCUGACCGAGGCAACCGCAUCUCCGGAGUCCUCGAGAAAGAAUUCAGUGGAUCGUCACUGUUCUUCAACUUUACAAGGGGAACUUAAGCAAGAAACUUCGGGUCUAGGGUUGGACUUAAAGUUGGUUUCCCAGAACGGACUUGUACGAUUGAUAAGUGACAAUAACAUUGCAGACAUUUCAAAUACUAUCAAGCCUUCGGAGCAGAACACACCCAUAGUUUCGCGAUUCAACGGAGAUUUUAAAGGGAAAAGUGAGAUGCCAAACGGACACUGUGAUGAUAAACUGGAAAAGAGUGCCACUGAUAUGUCGAGCUACUCCGCUGCCACAGAAGAAAAGCGAAAUUCUUCCCUUGAUCUUUCGCGUACAUGUGCUUCAACGGCGAAGACUUCGGCUGGUACAUGCAAUACUGUUAGUGAAGAUGAAGAACGGAAUCGAGUUUCGCAGCACCCGGUAGCUAACUUAGAUUGUGGAAAGGCUAUCAUUUCUCAAAGAACCGCACAGACGUUUCGACGUCAAGGAAAGCUGGACGGCCGGGCGAAAAGAAUUGAAACGCGCCUUCGUAAACUACAAGCGCGGCAACUGAGAGACCAUGUGCUUCAACAAUUGGAAAAUUUGGCAGAGAAGCGUGGUGAGUCGUGCGAUUCUUCCAUCGGUAAUCUCGAACCAACACGGAAUUCAGGAGUCAGUGCUAUCCCCGAAAGUAAAAGUGCGUCAAAUGUUUGUACGGAAUUAAAAGCAGAUCGCGCUGGCGUAAAGUCGACAGUGCCUGGAAAUCUUGCCACCCGGGCUAAACAUAACAGCGGAACGACUGUGGAUAACGUAGUGAAAGAGCUGGAGCGCAUUUCUGCUGAAUCAUUUAACGCCGGGGAAGGGAACAUCCUGACUAAUUUGAGACAGCAAGCGGAUGCCGUGAAUUCGGUGGAAAAUUGGAGUUCGCAAAUCGAAUUUUUGGAAAGCAUUCAUGAUUCCGAUGUGACAGAAGGAAGUUCGGACGAAGAAAGCGACGAGGAAGGUGAAUUGAGGAAAACGAAAUUACGUAGUGAACGGUGAGUUAAAAUUUACUAUGUUGCCAAAAGUUAGAGGCUGUUUAGAAACGAAAUAUAUCUAUAUUUCUUCGCAUCUUGCUAAUUAACGGAGGAAUAGCGUGGGAGAGAAAUAAUCUCUGCCUCGAAAUCCGCGAUUAAACUUUUCCGAUCCAUUCAAUACUGGCACUUCAUGGGUGUCUGCCAUUUCGGAGUUUUAUUCAGAUCAUAUUCAAUUUUUUACGCCAAGUUAGGACUUUCCUUUUCUAAACGAAAAUUAUGUACGAAUUAAAUGUGUGCGAUGAGAGUGAGUAGAGUUUAAAUUUCCCUCGCGGACAAUUUUUUACUACUGAACUAGCGCAAUGGUGAAAGCGGGAAAUCUCGUCAAGUUUCGAUUCGUUCCCGUUUUUAUCGAAAAUGUAAAAGAAAUACCACCACAACCUUAGCCAUUCAAAUUGAGAGCAAUCGCUAGUCAGCGAAACAACGAUUUUCCAAUUUUAGUCGUGUGGAAUUUAGUUUACACCGGCUUGUGGGGCUAUCGUUUUUUGUCUCAUUUCCCUGACGUUACAAUUCGAUCUUACCGAUUGCAUCUCUACCACAGCGUUCAAAACCUUUCGAUGACAAGUGUUAUGCCAUAUUUCGAAAACGGUAUUAAUAACUUCAUGUGAAAUUGUGCUUACAGUUGAUUGUGUUGAUCUCACUUCAGGUUUGUAUCUUGUUUAUUUUCCAUUUUUUCUGUCCUGUGCGGAUAAAUUUGCAUACAUGUUAUUGAUGGUUGAAAAGGAAAUUUUAAUUUUUAAGAAUGUAGUUUUCCUAAACCCAUUUUCAUUUAAGAUGACUCACAAAUCUGCACUUUUCAGUGUUAAGUGGUUUUCGUUUAAUGUUUUAGGAAGAGUUUGCUAACUUUUUCUCAGCUAAAAGAUGAAAAUUUAUGUCUUCUAGUUUGUACUCGUUGUGAAUGAAUUAUUUCCACUGGGGCUUCUUUUCUUUGUGCCUAGUAAAUAUUUGAAAUCAUGGUCCAUAUGACAGAAAAAAUAAAUAAUUUAUUUUUCGUCUUUUGAAUGAAAGACAAGCGUCAUUAUGGUGUAACCUGGUACAAGACUGUUAAAUUGAAAUCUCCCUGUACAUAGGUGUGAAACUGUAGAAUUGCUUGGAUUUUUGUUACUGAGUUGUACUCAACAUUUUAAGCCAGUUGGUUGAAAAUUUUUCUUUAGAUAAAUUUAAAAAUUUUUGUUUGCUAGAGCACUUAUCACUUAGGUUGGCAUGUGAAGUUGGUAGAGGAAAAAUUGGAAUUCAAAUUUUAUAAUAAAGAUUCUUCAAUUUGAUACAAUCCUGGAAUGAAUAAGAUACAGUUCACACACAUCUAUGUUCUUGUAACUUCCUUUCAUCAUGAUCUGCUUUUUCAAUUGUUUUCUGUACUUUCCAUGGACUCUGGGCAACCUUUUUAGUGAAAUGUGGCCUGCUUGCAUCAAGUCAAAUAAUUUACCACUCUUGUUAUGGUCAUUGAAACUGUAAGUGGGUGUGAAUGCAGAAGUUGAAGGCUACUUUUGCUAUUGAACAACUACACUUAACUUUGAUAGAAGCUUACACAAGAAGAGAAAGGACUGUUUGCAAUUUAUGCUAUUUUUCAAGCUACAUUGCCUAUAGGUACAGUAAUUUAAUUGUGUAAUCUUAUUAGAAUUGAUGUUUACUUGAUUAAAGUAUGGGUGCAUCUUUUAUAAUGAUGGACUUCAUGGAAAUGUUUCUAUGUAUUUUUCUGUAAAUGUGUGUAUCUUGCAUUGACGAUCAAUGUCAAGGAAGGCAAUUAAAAAAGCAUCACUUGUGUAUGAGAGCUAUCUAGUGGUUAACCUCCUUACUAGCCUUUUAAUUGUUUCACUCAGUUGGAGGGCUCCUUGGUAAAAAGUGCUUAGCGACUGCUGAUCAAUUUUGAGAUCCUUCUUUCAAAUUGUCUGGUAUUUCUUGUGAAGUAAAGGGAGAAGUAAAUGCACCACCUAAAACCAUUUUGGGCUUUAUCCUGAUUAUCCCUUUGAUUUACAUGCGUCUCUCAGUUUGAUGUUGUUGUUGUUUUUUUAAUUAAAUUGCAUUUUCCCAAACAGGGCCAAAAUUCUAAGGAGGCAGUAUCAUGUGGAAGAAGGAAUUAUUGCCUCUCACUGGUCUUGGCUUCAGUCGCAGAUUAUAAAUGUUGAAAGGCAGAUCAGGCGCUAUGAUGAUCUAUACAAAGGAGGAAGAUUAAGAAAAGGCAUGGUUAAACUUCAAGCUUGCACCACAAAUGCAAACAUAGCAAGAGGAAGUAAUGAUGUUGAUGGAAAUGGUAUCAUUAAGGGUAUUAAAAACAGUGCUGUUUCUGUUUCUUUGGAGGUAGCAAAGUCUAAGCAGUAUGUGGAUCAUGGUAAAGAUUCACCCAAAGAUCCAGAGAAUCAUGUACUGAAUGGAGUAAAGCGACACCUUCUUGAUAGUUCACUACUGAAUGAGGAGGAUGUCCCAAUGAAGCGCUAUAGGGCAGUCUUUGCAACAAAUGACUCUACUGACAAUAAAGUGUGUGGGUCUUUUUCGUCUGCUUCAAAUGAUGUUUUUCCACAAUGUGCAAGGACUAGAGGAGUGUAUCCUGUCAGGAAACGGCGCUUAGUGCAUUUAUCGCACAUCCGGCAAAAGCCCAAACCUCAUUCAUUGCUCUGUGGCUGUGUAACUCCUACAACACCAUGUUUGAUGUGCUCAAACUCUUCACGAACAUUACCGGUGGUCAGCUUCAGCCAGACAACACCUGAGAGGGUUGCUUCCUUGGAUGGUUCAUUCCACCCAGUCCUCUCCUUCUGUACAGGUAAAUAGCUUAGUAUGUAGUCCCAACGAGAUUGUUACAUUUAUUUUUCUUGAUCAAGUAAACUUUUGUGAGAUUUUUAUUAUCAACUGAAACUAAAUCAAGACAAAGCUUUCAGCUGCUUCAGUUGUUUACUACUUAACAAAUGUGUAUGUGUUUAAGGUCAAAAUUAUCAUAAUAAGCUUGUGUGUUUUGGAAAACAAUGUUCUAUUGAGAUAUGUGCAGCAGGUAAGCAAGUUAUGUCUAUGUCUGGUCAAUAAAGAUGGUGAGUCCCCCUCAGAGGAAACCCAAUUUAAUAAUUUUUACCCCCAUGUUAUAAAUAUAAACUUCCACACAGGUUCUUUGUAGUCAUUUUACAUUAAGCUCAUAAGAAUUUCACUGUAAAUCAAACAAUAUCUUCAAGUGGAUGUGAUUUUUCUCACCACCUUUCCAGUAACAUUGUACAUUGGAAGGAGAAAUUCCUUUUUGUCAAAGUAACUUAAACAGAGUGCUUAAAACAAAAUCAUUCUUUGUUUUAAGUAGAUAUACCUCUUCAGCUGCACUUUGGAGCAUUACUGCAGCGGGGUGGCUUUGAAAAGAGGACCAAACCACAAGUAUUACGCAGUACAUCCCAGAUUGUUGAGAAAAAGUAAGUAUUUGUAUCUGUAACACCUUUUGUGCGUGCAUGGCAAAUAAUUCAACUGCCUCGGGUUGCUUUUUUAAAUGGGCCAUUUAAUUGUGCCCACUUUUUAUAUUCAGUAGAAUGGCCUCCAGAAGAAGUUCUAGAACUUAGCAUCACAAUUGCAUUUAUCAAAGCAGAUGUAUCUGUUUGUUUUUGCAUUACUGCUAGUCAUUCAAUAUAUGGCAGAGAAAUUAAGCGUUAAAUCUGCUGGCUAGUAAUUAUCUACAAAAUCUUAAGCUCACUUGAUGAAAAUGGUGUUUUUAACAGUGACCUGUUUUUACCCAAAUAUUUUUUGGAAUUUGAACUGUUUUCAAUGAAAAAGGUCUUGUGAACUUAACAGGGAGAAUUUAAAUUUUUGUGGUACUCAAGUGAUGCAGAACCUGCCAUUCUAGUUAAGCACCAAAUAAGACUUUGUCAUCACUAAAAAUAGCAAAAUAUUUUCAUCAUUGUUGUGUCGUCAGCUGGCAUAACAUUUGUUCAGUUGGAUCCAUUGUGUGGUCAUAACUUUUACAAAAGUGGCAAAUUCUAUUUAACAAAUUCCAAAAAUAAAUUUUUAAGUGUGAUAUUAGGCAAUCGACCAGAGCAUUGAAUUCUUAUGCAGUUGUGUUUAAGACAUGUUGUCAUGAUGAUUUGAAUAAUCUUUUUUUUAAUGCAAAUUUUAACAGUAUUUUGUGCAAAUGAUGUCACAGUAUGACAUCAUCUAGCUUUUUUUCAAGGGAAUCUGUUUCAGGAUUUAAACUAGUUAAGGAACAAGCAGAUAUGGGAUGAAAUUCUUUCAAGUGUUACUUGGCUGUAGCUUUGCAAAUUUUGUGAUGCAUUUUUCUGUAACCUAUAACCUUGUGUGAUUUUUUUUUUUUUCAGGAAAGCACCUGUAGUACCCAAAACAGGAAAGAGGCAUGGACAAAUGGCCAAGGGCACUGCAUCGUCUCUUCUGUCCUCUACUAGUAAGUUAUUUUAACUCACUGAUCUGUUGUCAUUUCAAAUUAACCCAUAGUGAUAAUAAAAUGGUCAGUCACAAAAUGAAUCCUCUUGCACCCAGUGGAAUGAACAAUAAAGGAUGUGGAACUGGAAAACUACGUUUGUCCUAGUUUUAAUGGAAGUAUCAUUAAAUUAUAUUUCUCACAGACUCUCAUCUCUUGGAUCAGUAAAAUAAAAACCCCUUUUCAAUUUCAGUGAUUUUGGCACUUCUUUGCUGCUUUACAACAUUAACAUAACAAAUUUACACAAACAAAUACUAUGAAAAAAAAGUAUACCAGUUGUAGAUAAACAGUCUCUUAAAUGAUGCAAUAGAGUUACAUCUUGAGAACUUGCAGAUUUGUUGCAUAUCAUUCAAUCCAGUGUGAAGAACCUUGCACGACUUCUGCUAAAUUAAUUUGAAAGUGUAAUUUGUUGUUAACUAAAAACUUUUUCCAAUCAAGCUAUUUUUCUUUGCUAGAAAGUUUUAGAUCCCAGGACCUAAUUUAAUUUGCAAUUAAUAUAUUUUGUUCAGUCUGAUAACUUAAUGCUGGUGUUAUUACUGUACAUAUUAUAUGUGAGCCUCACUAGUAAUUCUCCUCACUUUCUGUCCUACAAUGCUUUUAUUAGAUUGGAGAAUUGGUACUGAAUCAAUUAUUAAUCCUCUUAAUAUUUUUCUUUAUUCUCAUCACUUGUCUGCUUGAUAUUUUAUUGAUAUUGUAAGGAGAAAUUUUUUUGAUCACUCAUAAGAGUGAAAGGAUCAAGUGAACCUGCCAUGGAAUGGUAGCCAAACAUGGUGGCAACAUUAAUUCUAUCCUAAUUUCAUGAAACAGAGUUUGUUUUUUUGAGAAUCAGACUUUCGUGGCUUUGAAAUAAAAUUUUCUUGAUUCAUAUGAGGGGUCUUUGGUGCUUUUGGAGUAUGAACUUGUUAUAGUAUCUUUCAACUAUACAAUUAUUGAGAAGAUAACAUUUAAACAGUAGGAGUCAAAAAUGGUUGUGUGUUUUUAAUUUUAAUUUUGGUUAUCUCAGAAUUGCACAAUCAGAAGUAUGAGAGGAAGAGAGGCUACUCUGUUUCCACACCAAAGAGUGCAUCAAGAGCUUCUGAGAGUAGGAUCAGUCAGGCUGAAGGUGCCAGAAAGAAGCGAGCUGCUGCAAUCAGUGCUGGUAAGAAAUGUGAGCGAAGGAAGUAGAUUUUAAGAUAGUAGACCUAGUUUACAUCUUUUAGGCAUCCUCAAUUUUUUCAUUUUUUCAUUUUAGCUCAUGUUGAAAAAACCCAGAGUUGUUCCAUCUGUGAUUUCCUUUGACUCCCAUCAAUGACAAAGACAGAAUGUCUCCUUUCAAAAUCAUUAUAAUAUCUAGCAGACAAGUAAUGCAAACAAAGGAACAUAUCAAUUAGGGGAUUAUUGUUUGAUUUAAUUACUAAUUCUCUUAACCAACAUCAUAAGAACUGUAAGGCAAAUGAGAUCUUGGGAGUUAUGUAGUAACAGUUGGGUUUAUUUACCUCCAACAGCUGCCCAGUUGCAGAAACGUGCAAGGAGCUUGUCACUUCCCACUGUGGUUUCCUCUCCUUCCACCCCGACUUCCACUCCCAGCCCUACCCCAAACCUCACUCAGUCUAUGCCACCAGCCAGCCUCAGCUCCUUGUUAAAGAAGAAGAAAGGUAGCAAUGCAUUUGAUAUUAACAACAUUGUUAUCCCAUACUCCAUGGCCUCUGCGACAAGAGUGGAAAAGCUUCAGUACAAAGAAAUCCCAACUCCUAGCUGGCGUGUAAAUGAUGUGAUAUCUGAAGGUGACGAGCUGAAAAUGGAGGUAACUUCCACUGAUUAUAAUAAGAUAAGCUUUCGUAAAAAAGAAUUCAUUCUUUUUUUUUUGGGUGGGGGGCUGGGGGAGGUACAUGACAAUUCACUUCUGAGGGGGUGGAUUUUAAGGUAUGCAUGAUAAAGUUUUAGCAUUACCGCAUGUUUAUCUUGAAACAGUGCUUCUGCAGAUUUGUUUGGGUUUUUUUCUUUCAACAAUAUCCCUACCAUCUCUUCAGAAGUUAAAUAUUGUAACAAGCUUACGAAGAGUUGAGCCUGCAAUCCCUUUGAACAGUGUGGUGUUUUUUUUUUCUCUCUCUCUCUUGUGGUUUAAUCAUUCUACAUGAUGUAGCUUUUUAGAAACCUUAGGUUACAAUUGAUAACUUAUUAUAGAAUUGGGAUGUUUUAGAAUGUUCAUAUUGAUCUUUAAGCAGAUUACUUCUUUUCCACAGGUGGAUCAUGAUCAGACUGAAAAGGAGGAAACAGAAGAUACAACAGAUGAUGUGUAUAUCUCAAGACAUCGUCUCUGUGAGGAGCAAGAACGUAAACGGUUUCUGGGACUGAUCAAAAAGAAAAGGAAGCGCACCUCAAGGCAAAGCAGUGAAAUCAGCUUUUCAGAUCCACAAUCCCCUCUAGGGUACCCAGACAGCCAGGGAGGAACCCCUCCCGGGACACCUAUAUGCAGCACACCAUUACCGACAUUGACUGGAAACUCUCUUCCACAUUCAAACUCUUUUCCUGCCGCGAUACCCUACCCUCCUGCAUCGUCUUUGUCCCCAUCUGCAACUACCACACCUACGCCUACACUGGUAUCAUCCAUGGAGAAAUUCCAUCGCUCUUUCUCGGACUCUAAGCUCCCGCAUCGAAGGUCUUCUUCGACCGAAAGGUCUGAAAAAUCUUUGAAUGAGGAAGAUGUUUGGCCACCUGUGCCCCCAUGGCCGGAUAGAACGUUUCCGUUGUCCGAAUCGGAUUUCUCUUCGCUCAAACUGCCCACACCACUUCCGACACCUGCAUCUUCUGUACCUGCGUCUCCUUCGGCCUCAUCACCCGGUAGCCCGAUGUGUUCUCCAUUAGCAAGCCCGGCUUCUGACGCAAGUAGCGAGAAGAACGAAUGGACAGUCAAGCUUGUUACAGAUCAGGGGUCGAGUAGCGACCCUGGCGGAGCACCUCGAAAAGGAAUUGUUUUAAAACUAGCAAAAAGAUAA
This is a messenger RNA of Pocillopora meandrina, 9024 nucleotides long. Lineage: Eukaryota; Metazoa; Cnidaria; Anthozoa; Scleractinia; Pocilloporidae. The record is from the annotation of a GenBank genome assembly.